Messenger RNA from Hirsutella rhossiliensis, 963 nucleotides. Its product is annotated as glyoxalase/Bleomycin resistance protein/Dioxygenase superfamily domain-containing protein. The record is from RefSeq and is a predicted model, not a curated record. The transcript is spliced from 5 exons. Lineage: Eukaryota; Fungi; Ascomycota; Sordariomycetes; Hypocreales; Ophiocordycipitaceae. The coding region runs from base 1 to 963 and encodes 320 amino acids. Gene Ontology annotation, molecular function: lactoylglutathione lyase activity; metal ion binding.
AUGGCCAACGCAACAGACCCGCGCACUUACAAGUUCAACCACUCCAUGAUUCGGGUCAAGGACCCAAAGGAGUCUGUCAAGUUUUACGAGUUCCUGGGCAUGAAGGUGCUCAAGAAGCUUGAGUUCCCCGACAACAAGUUUGAUCUGUACUUUCUCGGCUACGACAGUCCCAAGGCGCUCUCGCACGGCAACGACGCCAUAGACCGUGAAGGCUUGAUCGAACUGACCCACAACUACGGCACCGAGAACGACGCGUCCUUCAAGAUCAACAACGGCAACGCCGAGCCGCACCGUGGCUUUGGCCACACCUGCAUUAGCGUGGACAACAUCCAGGCCGCCUGUCAGCGGAUCGAGGAUGCCGGUUACCGGUUCCAGAAGAAGUUAUCAGACGGGCGAAUGAACCACAUUGCCUUUGCGUUGGAUCCCGAUGGGUACUGGGUCGAGAUUAUCGGCCAGAAGCCUCUCGAGGAGACGGCCAACAUCAAGGAGACAGACGUCUCAACAUAUCGCAUGAACCACACCAUGAUUCGUGUCAAGGAUGCUGAAAAGUCUCUCAAGUUCUACCAAGACGUCCUCGGCAUGUCUCGCAUGAGGACGCACGAAGCACAGAAUGCCGGAUUCAACCUGUACUUCCUCGGCUAUCCGGGAAAGCAGGGAACGCCCGAGGACGGCAAGACGAGCGACCGCGAGGGGCUGCUGGAGCUGACCUGGAACUACGGCACCGAGAAAGACGCCGGUUUCAAGUAUCACAGCGGAAACGAGGAGCCCCAGGGCUUCGGCCAUAUUUGUGUCUCGGUGGAUAAUCUCGAUGGCGCCUGUCAGCGAUUCGAGGACCUCAAAUGCAGCUGGAAGAAGAGGUUGACCGACGGUCGGAUGCGCAACGUUGCGUUCUUGUUGGACCCGGAUGGCUACUGGGUCGAGAUUGUGCAGAACCCGAGGUAUAGCAACGAGCACAAGGUGUGA